UGGCGGCGGGCGGCGAUGGGCACGGCGGCCGUGCACCUCCUGCUGCUGCUGGGGCUGCUGCACGCCGGGCCCGGCGGCGAGGGCAGGAAGGGCUGGCGGCGGCGGGGCCCGGCGGCCCGCGAGCGCGGCGAGGCGGCGGCGGCGGCGGCCGAGAGCUUCCCGCUGGACUUCACCGCCGUGGAGGGCAACAUGGACAGCUUCAUGGCGCAGGUCAAGAGCCUGGCGCAGUCGCUGUACCCCUGCUCGGCCCAGGCGCUGCCGCACGACCUGCGCCUGCACCUCCUGCACAACGCCUCGGUCACCUGCAACGACGGCAGCCCGGCCGGCUACUACCUCAAGGAGUCCAAGGGCAGCCGGCGGUGGCUGCUCUUCCUGGAAGGAGGGUGGUACUGCUUCAACAGGGAGAACUGCGACACCCGCUACGACACCAUGCGGAGACUCAUGAGCUCCAGGGAGUGGCCCGCGACCCGAGUGGGAACCGGGAUCCUGUCGUCACAACCAGAAGAAAAUCCCCACUGGUGGAAUGCAAACAUGGUAUUCAUCCCUUAUUGCUCAAGUGAUGUUUGGAGUGGUGCCUCUUCCAAGUCUGAGAAAAGUGAAUAUGCUUUCAUGGGAGCACUGAUCAUUCAGGAGGUUAUUAAGGAGCUGGUGGGAAAAGGGCUUGGCACUGCAAAAGUGUUGCUGCUGGCAGGGAGCAGUGCUGGAGGGACAGGAGUGCUCCUGAAUGUGGAUCGAGUGGCGGAGCAGCUGGAGGAGAUGGGUUAUCAAGGGAUUCAGGUUCGAGGCUUGGCAGAUUCUGGAUGGUUCCUGGAUAAUAAACAGUAUCGCAGAACUGACUGUAUUGAUACCAUAACAUGUGCUCCAACAGAAGCCAUCAGAAGAGGAAUAAGGUAUUGGAAUGGUAUUGUUCCUGAACGCUGUAAGCUGCAGUUUAAAGAGGGAGAAGAAUGGAAUUGCUUUUUUGGAUAUAAGAUUUACCCCACUCUUCGAUGUCCAGUCUUUGUUGUCCAAUGGCUCUUUGAUGAGGCCCAGCUUACUGUAGACAAUGUACACCUCACUGGCCAGCCUGUUCAGGAGGGGCAGUGGCUCUACAUCCAGAACCUGGGUAGGGAGCUGAGAAAUACCUUGAAGGAUGUGACCGCUAGCUUUGCUCCUGCCUGUUUGUCUCAUGAGAUCAUUACACGCAAUCACUGGACAGACAUCCAGGUGAAGGGGACAUCAUUACCCCGUGCCCUGCACUGUUGGGAUCGGAGCCUACAUGAGAGCAACAGAAAUGGGAAGGCCCCUCUGAAAGGCUGCCCAAUUCAUCUGAUUGACAGCUGUCCAUGGCCUCACUGCAACCCCUCGUGCCCCACUAUCAGGGACCAGUUCACAGGGCAGGAGAUGAAUGUGAUCCAGUUCCUCAUGCACAUGGGUUUUGAUGUUCAGAAGAUGGCACAGCAACAGGGCCUGGAGCCCAGUAAACUUCUGGGGAUGCUCAGCAGUGGUAACUAGGAAGGGGUCUUCAGAAGGGCAGAGAGAUUAGAUCAGGAGGAGACUCUAAGCCCUUCUCCCACACUUUCUAAUCUUCCUUACGCUCAUGCAGGCAGAUGCACGCUCGCACCCAUGCAUGCUCAAACUUGUACACACCCACGUGCUCCCACACUCUUGCACACUUAGGAU
Gavia stellata (red-throated loon) is the source of this 1662-nucleotide messenger RNA. RefSeq names its product notum, palmitoleoyl-protein carboxylesterase (gene NOTUM). Gene Ontology annotation, molecular function: hydrolase activity. NCBI's taxonomy places the organism in Eukaryota, Metazoa, Chordata, Aves, Gaviiformes, Gaviidae. The record is from RefSeq and is a predicted model, not a curated record. The transcript is spliced from 11 exons. Bases 16 to 1494 code for a protein of 492 amino acids.